Dicentrarchus labrax (European seabass) is the source of this 3098-nucleotide messenger RNA. RefSeq names its product sodium/hydrogen exchanger 9B2. Gene Ontology annotation, cellular component: membrane. The record is from RefSeq and is a predicted model, not a curated record. The transcript is spliced from 13 exons. Bases 369 to 2108 code for a protein of 579 amino acids. Lineage: Eukaryota; Metazoa; Chordata; Actinopteri; Moronidae. Gene Ontology annotation, biological process: proton transmembrane transport. Gene Ontology annotation, molecular function: antiporter activity.
AGCUACGGUUUUCAGCUGCCUCUGUCCCUACACUUGUGUGCACUGUGACCAGACCCCAAGGCAACCAAACGUCAAAACACAUUGGCUUGCUUAGCUGGCUAGCUAGGCGGCUACCGAUGUCACCACUUAGGGUUUUUUGUUGGCAGUCGCUAAGUUAAGUCUAACCUACUUGCCCUAGCUCUCGACGUAACGCACUCCAGCCGACGCUAGCUAGGUGUGCCAUAUGGCUGAGCUGAGCCUGCGGUCAGAGGUGGACAUACAGAAGCAGAAGUGAAGGAACUGCCCAUCAAUGGCUAUCAACCCCACCCCUAGGCUUGAUGUACUGUGAUAGAGAAGUGAGUGGAGCAGAAAUACUGUAGCCAAUUGCCAUGGAGGACACCCAGCCCAAACCUGUUACCCCGGAGCCGAGCCCUGCACCCAGUCCAGCACCCAGUCCAGCACCCAGUCCAGCACCCAGCCCGCUGCUGGACAGAAUUAUUUUGCCUGCAGCAAACCAUGUGGAGCACCUAAGUGUGAACCAGAUCCAAGUGGUGGUACGGCGCUGUUCCAGUCCAAAUGUCACAGAGGAGACCACCUAUUUUAUUCCACGAAACCCUGUGGUGGAUGCUGGCACCAACACAGACCCGCCAGUGGUCUGCUGCCCUUUGCUCCACAGAUUUUGCCCAUGUCCACCAAGAGGUUUCCUGGCCUCUCUCAUUACUAAAGUCCUAUUGGCAGCUGUUCUCUUUGGAGUGGUGUGGUCCAUCACAGAGAAAGAAUGUCUUCCAGGGGGCAACCUGUUUGGCAUCACAAUCCUCUUCAUCUCUGCACUCAUCGGUGGCAAAUUAGUAUCUUUCAUUCGUCUGCCCAAACUUCCACCGUUCCCACCACUCCUUGGUAUGCUGCUGAUGGGUUUCCUGCUGAGGAACAUCCCAGUGGUAACAGAUGGGGUGUACAUUGACUUCAGAUGGUCGGCAUCACUGAGGAACAUCGCUCUGGCUGUCAUUCUGGUCAGAGCGGGUCUGGGGUUGGAUCCCAUGGCCCUGAAGAAACUAAAAUCUGUGUGUCUGCGUGUAGCAGCUGGGCCCUGCAUCAUAGAGGCUUGCACCACAGCUCUGGUCUCUCACUUCCUCAUGGGCUUGCCCUGGGUGUGGGGCUUCAUCCUUGGCUUCGUGCUGGGCGCUGUCUCUCCGGCGGUGGUGGUUCCCUCCAUGUUACUGCUGCAGAAGGACGGUUACGGCGUGGAGCAGGGCAUCCCCACCCUGCUGAUGGCUGCAGGCAGCUUUGACGACAUUCUUGCCAUCACAGGGUUCACCACAUGCUUAGGCAUGGCCUUUGCCACAGGCUCCACCUGGUACAACCUCUUGAGAGGUGUACUGGAGGUGGCUGGUGGGCUGGUUGCUGGCCUUCUUCUUGGCUUCCUCAUUCAGUACUUUCCUAGUGUUGACCAGAAACAUUUAGUAAUGAAGCGAUCCUUCUUGGUGCUGGGUCUGUCCGUCUUUGCCGUGUUCGGCAGCGGUGUGGCUGGGUUUCCUGGCUCUGGAGGGCUCUGCACCCUGGUGUUGGCAUUCCUGGCUGGCAUCGGCUGGGGGACAGAGAAGGCACGAGUGGAGGAAGUGGUGGGGUGGGCAUGGGAUGUAUUUCAGCCUCUACUCUUCGGACUAAUAGGAGCCGAGAUUCGAAUCUCUGAGUUGGAGGGAGUCACAGUUGGUCUGGGUAUAGCCUCUCUGCUCAUCGCCCUGCUGGUUCGAAUCCUGUUCACCUUUGUCUGUGUGAUGUGUGCGGGCUUUACCAUGAAGGAAAAAGUAUUCAUAGCCCUAGCAUGGAUGCCCAAAGCCACUGUACAGGCGGCUAUAGGCUCCACAGCUUUAGACAUGGCCAGGACAAAAGACGAUAAGGAGCUGCAGAGGUACGGCAUGGACGUGCUGACGGUGGCCGUGCUGGCCAUCCUUCUCACAGCUCCUGUAGGAGCUCUUAUCAUAGGGCUUUCUGGACCUCGCCUGCUCCAAAAACCAAAGAACUCCUGUGGUGAGCGAGUCAAACCCACUUUAUCAGCCUUUUUCUUAGGCACCGCAGCAGGAGGUGAAGAGGACGAUGAAACUCCUAUCACCUAUGAGAGUACCCUCUGACCAUCCACUGAGGGAGGACAUUUUAAGAGACUUCCGGUGUGCUUUCACACCUUGGAUAUUUGAGUUUUCCUUUAGCCACCGAGUGGCUCUCUUUGUCUCUCUAUCUGCCGGUCAGCUCCUGGUGUUUGCCAUGCUGCAGGAACACAUGAAUCACUCUGUAUUUAUAGCCUCAAGGGGUUUCCAGGCCUCAGGCUCCAAACAAAUGACCCACACCUCAGUGUCUGCACUGUCACGCUGUAUGAACAGUAUACAUGGGGUGGUUUUGUUUCGUUUAAUCAGCUUUAUUAGUGUGAGGCAUGGAUAUGGUUUACAUUGUUUGUAAAGGUGGGUAUUAUUCCUGCCUGUCAUAUUCACUGAAUCCACUAUAUGCCCCUUUUUUAUGACUACAUUGGAAAAAACUAUUUACUGUAUUUGGACUUGAAAAUGUGAUAAUGCUGGAUUUUAUUAUAAGCAGUUUCCUUUUGAGGGCUACAUAAUUGAAUGUACUGACAGUGUAUUGUAUUGUUUUAAAUUAGACUAAUUAGUUGACACACGCUUAAGUCUUUAGGUGUUCUGUGCUCAGUACAAUAUUUUUACCCCUUUGUGUUUGUGCGUUUUUUGUUUUAAUAAAAUAUGUAUUAGCUGAGUGUCUUGGUGAUGAGAAGGGUUUGUGUAGUUUACAAAGAAUCAGGAGAAGACAUAAAUAAUACACAAUGCUUUCCUUUGGCUUAUAUACAAUGCUGCUAAAACCCUGCUACACUCACUGUCCACUUUCAAUAUCAUGAAAACAUUAAUGUAAACCCACCUUUUAUAGUUUGAUUAUAAAGGAAAGUAAUUUUUCACAUUUGUUACAUAUUUCUUUUUUAUUACAGAAGUAUGCAGUGUUACUUAAGAUGUUUUUGAUUUGUUUAAAUGUUCUUGUGUAUUAUUAGUUAUUAUUUAUGAUAGAUUUACAUGAUUGAAGCUUAGUUUUUUACCAAAUAUUCUUUGAGCAAUAAAUGAUACAACAUA